CGGAACCGGAGCGUGGGGAUUUCGCGCCUGCGCUCGGGUGGCUCGGUGCGGCUGUGCUGGCCGGCGGCGAGAGCAUGUCAGCCCCAUUUGAGGAGCGCAGUGGGGUAGUUCCGUGCGGGACGCCCUGGGGUCAGUGGUACCAGACUCUGGAGGAGGUGUUCAUUGAAGUGCAGGUGCCACCAGGCACUCGAGCUCAGGAUAUCCAGUGCGGUCUGCAGAGCCGGCACGUGGCCCUGGCCGUAGGCGGCCGCGAGAUCCUCAAGGGCAAACUCUUUGAUUCUACAAUAGCUGAUGAGGGAACGUGGACUUUGGAGGAUAGAAAAAUGGUUCGUAUUGUUCUCACAAAGACAAAGAGAGAUGCGGCAAAUUGUUGGACUUCUCUUCUGGAAUCUGAAUAUGCAGCUGAUCCUUGGGUACAAGACCAAAUGCAGAGAAAACUUACAUUAGAGAGAUUCCAAAAAGAAAAUCCUGGUUUUGACUUCAGUGGAGCAGAAAUCUCAGGAAACUACAGUAAAGGUGGACCAGAUUUCUCAAACCUUGAGAAAUAACUGCUUUUCUUUUUUUUGCUACAUUCUGUGGAUCCUAGCUGAUGUUGCCAACUUAAAGGAACAGAUUAUGUGCUAGAAGAAAAAUAUGGAUGCUUGCAGUUAAAUUGCAAAAUACAUUUAAAUAUGGUUCUAAAAAUUGCAUUCAAAUAUGAUUUACAUAGGAAACGUACAGUGGGAACUGUCUGUGAACAUAUGGUAAUUUUUUUGGACUUAUUUUUGCUCAGCAUGGAGUUUUAUACGCUACAUUUUACCAGUUUCAUAUUUAAAUGCAUUUUUACUAUAAAAAACAUUGGGGUACAGAUCAUAUUAAAUGAAAGGGUGCCUUCAGAGAAAAUUAAGUUUUUCUUUUGAUAAGUGUGAUGCAGGAAUAAAGUUCAAUAAACUUUUUCAGAAAGAGGAUCGUAUGCCCCUUCAUCUAAGUACAUUAAUUCACAUAAGUAUUAAAAAAAAAAAAAUUAACAAAAAUUCCACAAAAGUAUUUGGGGUAACAAUAUUAAAAGAGUUAAUGUAAAUUUCUUAAUUAUGAUAUUAUUUCUUAAGGGAUUACUUUAUGUCAAGAAAUUGAAAAAGUUAAAAAAACUAAUAAUUAAUACAAAUGAGAAGUAAUAAUACAACAGAGAAGCAGCUAAGUGAAUACGGUUAUUGGGCAUGUCGUUUGUAGUAGCAGAAUGCAAAUUUAGGUCACUGUAAAGCAGAGGCAUUAUUUUUCUCUUAGUGAUUCAGAAAUAUAGACAGGGAUUUUUGUCGUUUCUUGUUUCUGGUAAUGGGAAUUUAACACAGGGGUGUGUUCUGCUGAGCUACAUCCACAGUCCAUUGUUUACUCCAUAAGACACAAGAUUUCACUAAUUUGCCCAGGCAGCCUCAAACCUUUGAUCCUCCUGCCUCAACUUCUUGAAUUGCUGGUAUUUACAGGUGUGCACCACUGCCCCUGGCUAUAUAUAGGAAUUGUCGAGAUUUCAUUUCAUCCUGUAUCCUUUUUAAUUUUUUUUUUAAGGAAUCUCAAAUGUAUAGCAAAGUUACAAAGUAAAGUACACAAAAUUUCUUUCUUCCUGAGCCAUUUGUAAAUAAAUUUAAGAGAUGAUUCACUUUAGUACUUUAGUGUGUAUUUGCUGCAGAAAAGGACAUUCACUUUCAUAACUAUAACCUAACCAUUAAAAUUAGGAAAUUUAUGGUGA
Molecule: messenger RNA, 1723 nt
Organism: Marmota flaviventris (yellow-bellied marmot)
Lineage: Eukaryota; Metazoa; Chordata; Mammalia; Rodentia; Sciuridae
Gene: Nudcd2
Product: NudC domain containing 2
Biological process (GO): protein folding
Cellular component (GO): cytoplasm
Source: RefSeq, a predicted model, not a curated record